CCUCUUUCCCUUUUUCUCCCUCUCUCCUCUCUCUCUCUCUCCCCCCGAAUCGAAGCGCCCGAUACUAGCAACACUGUUAGCUCGCCCUCGACCCCUCGGCCUCCUCCAAAUCUCGCGGGAUUCCGCCGCCUACCCGCGCGAUUCCGCCCCCCCGCCUCCCGCACAGGUGAGCGCGCGCGGAUCCUGCGACGCCCGCGCGGCGGUUUCCGCCCAGCAGCUCCGCCUGCGGCGCGGCCGCAGGAGCUGACCCUUGUUUUUUUGGGCGGUUUCAAGUCCGGCCGGUGCUCGCGCUCGCGACGGCGUCAGUGGUGGUUGGCGACGGCGUCCGCGCGGUCCGCCAUGGACUACAGGCCCUCCGACAGCAGCGGAACUGAUGAUGAUCUUCCACCACCAUAUCCGAAUAAUAGGGGUAUGAGAGGCAGUGGUCGUGUCAGUGGUAAUGGAAGAGCUAUUGUUCCUGCCAAUUCAUAUGCUAGGGCACCGACAGAUAUGGAAACACAAAUUCAUCAGCUUGAGCAGGAAGCAUAUUCUUCAGUUCUUCGUGCAUUUAAAGCCCAAUCUGAUGCCAUUACAUGGGAGAAGGAAGGUCUCAUAACCGAACUUAGAAAGGAGCUAAGGGUAUCUGACAAAGCACACAGGGAGCUAUUAAACAGGGUUAACAACGAUGAUAUUAUCCGCAGCAUAAGGGAAUGGAGAUCUACCGGAGGGCUUCAGGCAACCUUGUCCAAUAAUCCUCAGCCGAUACAUGACCCUGUGCCCAGUCCUACCACCUCUGCUCGUAAGAGGCAAAAGACGUCUCAAUCUGUUCCUGCUUUACCUGCACCGUCCCCUGCAAUGCAUUCACAACAACUAGCUGCACCAACACAACCAUCAUCUUCGACAGUUAGAAAAGGAGUUCCACCAGGCCCUAAAGGCAAGAAAACAAAACCAGGCCAUAAGAUACCUGGUGGCUCUGCAGUCAAGUCCAUGCCAUCUUCAGCAGGUCCUAGCGGAAGAGGACCACAUAUGAAUAGAAAUUUUCCUGGUGGUCCUCCUGCUGAACUUUCUCAAGCACAGAGUGUCGAUCCAUUAAUUGGUCGUAAAGUCAUGAGUCGGUGGCCUGAAGAUAAUAGUUUCUAUGAAGCAGUUAUAUCUGAUUAUAGUGCGGAAACGGGUCUUUAUGCGCUGGUUUAUGACAUGAAUACUGCAAACGAGACCUGGGAAUGGGUUGAUCUCAAAGAGAUGGGACCUGAAGAUAUAAGAUGGCAAGAGGACGAGUCUGGGAUAGACCCUGUGACAUAUCUGCGAAGCCGAGGUGCUCCAAAUAGUGGGGGUAGGAAAUCAACAAGCCGUGGUGGGCCCAUGCCAGGUCCAGGGAGAGGAAGAGGAUUUCAAAAGAAUUUAUCCAAGCUGCCUCCCCAAAAUGGUGUUGGGAAGAGAAGUUCCGAUGACAUUGAUAUCCUUCAUACUGAGAGCCUCAUAAAAGAGGUGGAGAAAGUUUUUAACGUUAACAAUCCUGAUCCACUGGAAGUGGAGAAGGCAAAGAAAGCACUGAAGGAGCAAGAACAGUCGCUGAUUGAUGCAAUAGCAAGGCUUGCUGAGGCAUCAGAUGGUGAAAGCGAUGGGCACAAUCGUGGGCGAAGGAAUGCGCUGUAUGCUCAGGCAAACUACAACGAUUCCAUGCCUGUUGAUGGUGAUCAGGCUGAUGCCAUGUAGACAUUGCUGGAACAUGUAUACAGAACAUAAGAGAACUGUCUGUUGUAAAAUUCAGUGCUAAUAUUUAUUCCAGAUUUAGGUCGAUGUAGGUCAAGUACUUUUGUGUUCGAAGAUUUUUUUUUUUUGGUAGAAUUGCAAUGCAGCAUGCUGACAUGUAAAGUUCUAGAUGUGUACUAAGUUUUUUUUGUCCCGUAUGAUCUCAUCUCCUCAAUGCGCAAAAGGAAAUAGCACACGAUUUGCAAGCA
Phragmites australis (common reed) is the source of this 1940-nucleotide messenger RNA. Its product is annotated as protein EMSY-LIKE 3-like. Gene Ontology annotation, cellular component: nucleus. The record is from RefSeq and is a predicted model, not a curated record. Gene Ontology annotation, biological process: defense response to fungus. The transcript has 10 exons. Bases 340 to 1695 code for a protein of 451 amino acids. NCBI's taxonomy places the organism in Eukaryota, Viridiplantae, Streptophyta, Magnoliopsida, Poales, Poaceae.